AUGGUGUUGCGUGGUAUCGUGCGCUGCCUGGUUGCAGUACUGGUUCAGGGCGUGGUUUGCGCCAAUCUGGCUAGUGCCGAGCCAACCAUUGGAGUCGAUGUGGAUGGCAACCUUUUCAUCAACAGCUCAUCCUCGGGCGGGGAUGCGCGGCUGCUGCUCAACGGUGUUGAUGUGAUCCAAGAGUUGGCUGAUCUGCGGAGGCUCUAUGCUGGCAGGACGACAACGGCCUCCACCACAACGGUCCCCACCACGGCCUCCACUACCACGACUGCCAGCACGGUCCUCACCACCACGACCGCGCCCGCAAACACAAACGUGACACACUUUGGCACAGUUGGAUGUCAGCUGGAGAAUGUUCCCUCGGGCGUGACACAUAUUCAAGGCAGCUUCUUGCUUGAUGAGUGUGUACAACUGAGGUCGACGGAUCUGCUCAUUUUCAGCAAGCUUGUUUACGUGAGUGGCAACUUUCGAAUCUAUUCAUUCUACUCGCCUCGGCAGUUCAAUGAUGCAGUUACCAAUGUCGAUGGAUUGAAAAGAACCCUAACUGUUGGUGGCUUCUUUAGCCUCGGUUAUAUUUCUGGCCUUGUCGACAUCAAUGGGCUUGCAAACAUCACAAGCAUUGGCGGCGUUUUGAACCUGGCAUCCAAUGAUGAUCUGAUCAAUGUCGAUGGGCUUUCGGGUCUUACAAGCAUUCCUGGCAAUGUCUGCUUGAAUGACAAUAAUGGCUUGAUCAACAUCGACGGGCUUGCGAAUAUCACAAGCGUCGGCGGCGACGUUUCCUUGGGCUAUAAUCGCAAACUGACAAACGUCAAUGGGUUCCAGAGUCUUACCAGCAUUGGCGGGGACUUGGGCCUCAGUCAUAAUGAAGCCCUGAGCAAUGUCAAUGGUUUUGCAAGUGUUGCAAGCGUCGGCGGCGACUUGCUUUGCGAACGGUUCAAGCAGCAGAGUCGCCUCUUCCCGCAGCAAAACGAGCAGCAUUAA
This is a messenger RNA of Monosiga brevicollis MX1, 981 nucleotides long. RefSeq lists its product as uncharacterized. Gene Ontology annotation, cellular component: plasma membrane; cell wall. The record is from RefSeq and is a predicted model, not a curated record. Lineage: Eukaryota; Choanoflagellata; Craspedida; Salpingoecidae. Bases 1 to 981 code for a protein of 326 amino acids. The transcript is spliced from 8 exons.